AUGGAUAACACGGAUAAUUACAGUGCACGGGGUGAGAUGAUACGUCAAUUCCAGGAUCAGGGAAUCGCAGAGGCAACGCUGGAAUCUUUAAACUGGGACUUGCAACGAGCAAUUGAAACUCACAUAAAUAGUAGUAGUGAUGCACCACCAGAUGGUGGUGAUGAUCGUCCGUCCGGCGUUGAAAACAUGGAAACCGACGAUCCACCUGCUCCCACAGCGGACAGUAAUCGAACUUCGCGCACUCCAUCACCACAACUGAUCACCGGGGCGCAUUGGCGCGAUGAUAACAGUCUUUUUGCACCACGUUCUGGACGUCUAAGAUUUGGUCGUCCAGUAAGAAUUACACGAAUGCAUAACGGUUUUCAAAAUGGUUAG
Messenger RNA from Gongylonema pulchrum, 375 nucleotides. NCBI's taxonomy places the organism in Eukaryota, Metazoa, Nematoda, Chromadorea, Rhabditida, Gongylonematidae. The record is from the annotation of a GenBank genome assembly.